AUGUCAAAUCUAAUUGCUUCUCCUUCAAAGAAGGCUUAAUUUAAAUUUAGCAAAGAGCGAUUCCAAUAUAGAAGUCUCUAUAAACAAGAGAUGUAAAUAGAGGAAGACUACGAUCCAAAUGCUAAUUUAAAAGUAGCUCUAAGUAAAGAGGAAUAUUUCAUUCAAAAAAGAGAUGAAAAUAGCUCAAUUGAUUUGCAAUAACUACUAUUAAGCAAAGUAAGUAUACAAAAUUAGAUUAGGGGGUUGAUUUUGAUGAUCCGACAUAACAUAUAAGAUAGCUUCCGUUACAAAUACAUGAUGAUGUUGGAUUAGAGCAAGUGUUUGUGGAUGACAGAAUAGAGUUUGAGAAUGUGUUAUUUGAUGAGUAACCUUAUGAAAUAACAGCUAAAAUUGUUAUUUGUAAUGGAGAUAGUGUUACAAUUGAAAGGGGACAAGUGAUUGGAUACGAUGAAGCAAAGAAUAAGUUUAAAUGUGUAUUACCAUCUUUGGGUAGAAGAUUAAUACCUAGAAUCUAUUUAUGUUUUGAUCAUGAAAAUCAUUACAAAUGGACAGAUCGAUUUGCUUAUGCAUGGUAUUACAGGAUUGUAGCUCAUUCAUUAUUAAAAAAGAGUUCUUUCAUUCAAUGUAUGCCAAGAGAUCAUCUACCAAAUAUGCCUAAUGAAUAAAAAAAGAAAAUUGAAGAUUUAAUAAGAAAAAAUAAAAAACUUGAAUUUAGUGAAGUAAGUGCCUUGAUGAUGGAUGCAGCUAUUGAUUAUUAGUUAUUAAUGAAUAGAAUACUAUUUGAUUAUCAUCUAACAAUUAAUCCAACAGAUCUUGUACCACAUGGUUUAGUCUUACCUGAAAUGCUACCCAAAAAAGAACCAAAUUAUUUUGGAAUGUUAACAUUAGAGGCCAAAAAAGGAGCUAAAGAAAUUUAUAUGUGGACACCUCAUGAAGUUUUUUUUAAUGAACCCAAAAGUUUUACAGAGAUAUUCAAAGAAUUCUUAUUAAAUAGUAUUAUGGCUAGUCCUGAAUCUGUGAGAUGCUUAUAAUUGAUAACUGAAAAAUGCAAUCAAUUAUAAGAAUUAGAAUUUUUUUACAUCUUUGGUUAAAGUUAAUCUCCAUUUAAAUUAGAUGAAUUUAAAUAAAAUAAUGAUUCAUAAAUGGUUACAGCAAUGAGUAAAUUGAGGAAAGACUUUAUGGAAGAUGUUGAGAAAAUUAUCAUUAAGUAAUUUGGAGAUAAGGAACUCUAAAAUAAGGAGAAAGAUAAAGAAAAAGAGAAGGAGAAGGAGAAAGAAAAGGAGAAAGAGAAAGAGAAAGAGAAAGAAAAAGAGAAGGAUAAAGAGAAGGAUAAUAAAGAGAAGGAGGAGAAAGAAAAACCAAAAGAUAAGGAAAAAGAAAAAGAAGUUGAGAAAGAUAAAUUUAAAUACAACAUAAACCAAUAUAAAUGGUUCAAUUUAAAAGAAACAGAUAGAAACAAUUAUGAUAAGGGAAGACUUAAAAAAUUCUUUUCUUGUGUUAGAUUGAUGAUAUAAGAUGCUAUAUUGAAUUUAUCCCAAAAAUCAUUUCAUAAUUAUGAUAAGUAUAUUAGAAGUUAUAUUCCUAAUAAUGUUAUUAUUAAUGGGCCGGAUGAUGUAAUUAACGAAUUUGCAGAUGGAUUAGUUUUAAGUUCCAAAAAUCCUGACAGUUUUUAUGAUCCGAGAGCUGUGAAACCUCUAUUUACGAUCGAAUUACUUAAAGCAAUAAAUGAAGAUAGUUUCUGUUAUUCCACUAUGAUUCGUAAUUAUGCAACAACAAUAUUGAUUAUAUUCAAUAAGGCUUUAGAAGACUUAGCUAAGAUACCUGAUUUAGAACCUAAAUUAAUGAAGGAAAUAUUUAAAGGAACAAGAUCAGAAAUGUAUUAUAAGGUUCCUUAAAAAUCUUAAAUUACAAAUGAUCCAUUCGGUAAUUAAGAUCCAUAUUUCUUUGAUGAAAAUAUUUGGGUAAAUAAAUUAUUUGAUGAACUAAGUGAAUAUUUGGAUAAAUCAUUUGUAGCAUUAGAUGAAUAUUUAAAAUGUUUCUAAAUAUACAAAGAAAUAUUAAUGAUAAAACCAGAGGAAUAUAUAAAGACAGUUGAUAAUGAAGAGAAACCAAAGGAAACAGAAUUGAUAAGAGAUGAAGUAUUUGAAUUAUAAAAAAAAGAAGAAAAAUUGAAAUUAUAAAUACCUGAUUCUAUUUAAGUAGGAUGUUUCAAAGUGAAUUGCAAAGAGAUUAGUUAAUUAUUGACAGGAAAAUAUCAAUAAUUAUACAAAUUAUUAAUAGAAGUGAUAGUUAAAAGAGCAAAAUAAUCAACAUUGUCUUUGUAUGAUGAAGUUUAAAAAGUGAAAUUGAGAUUGAAUGAACCUCCAGUUGAUAUUGAAAAAUUAACAGAUAUCAAAUAAUAUAUGGUAAAUCUGCCACUUGAAUUGGAAAAGGUCAAGGAAGAUAUAGAUAAAUCAUGUGAAUUAUAUGAUUUGUUGGAACCAUUCAAAGUGAGAUUUUAACCUGAAGACAUUCAAAGAAGAUGGUAAGUAUAUGGUGGACCAAAAGAAAUAUUGGAAUUAGUAGAAUUAAGAUCGUAAGCAUUAGAAAAAGAGAAGGGUAUAUUUUAAGAUAAGAUGAAAUAAGAGUAAGAUUUCUUUUUAGAAUAAGUGAAAUCAUUAUAAAUAACAAUCUCAACCUUUUAUUCAUAUUAAAAUAUGGAUGAUCAUGAGAGUGUAGCUUAAAGAGUUAGAGGAAUAAAUGAGUAGUUAUAAAAGUUUUAAGAGAAUGCAAGGUAAUUCAAUUCUAGAGAACUACUAUUUGAAAUGGAAUAAACUGAUUAUAGUGUAAUAUAAUAGAUGGUUAAGGAGUUCAGACCAUAUUCAGAUUUAUGGUUGACUACUAAUUAAUGGUUUAAAAAUAUUGAUCAUUGGAAGAAUGAUGAUUUUGAAAAGUUGGAUGCAGAUUAUUGUGAAAAAUUUAUGGAAGAAGCUUACAAAACAACAGCAUUAGUGAAUAAGCAUUUUAAUGAUAAGGAUAUUUAACCAGUAUUGAAAAUUGGUUAGAAUAUUCGUUCUUAUUUGGAAGAGUUUAGACCAAAGGUUCCAUUGAUGGUUGCUUUAAGAAAGUAGGGUAUGAAAGAAAGACAUUGGGAAUAAGUAUCUUAAAAAUUGGGAUAAGAAGUUAAGCCUGCUCCUGGAUUUACAUUUACUAAGGCUAUUGAUAUGGGAUUGAUGAAGAUAGUUGAAGAUUGUAUGGAAAUAGGAGAAAGAGCUUACAAGGAAUAUUAAAUAGAAACAAUGCUAAAUUCUAUGAUGGCUUAAUGGGAAUAGAUUAAUUUUGAUGUAGCAGGAUAUAAAAACAUUUCUUUCAUUAUUCGAGGAUUUGAUGAUAUAGGAAAUACUUUAGAUGAGCAUAUCGUAAAUACUUAAGCUAUGCUCUUUUCACCUUUUAAAAAACCUUUUGAAGGACUUCUAAAUGAUUGGAAUAGCACUUUGAAAAAGGUAAGUGAUAUUCUUGAAGUUUGGGCUAAAGUGUAAGUAAAUUGGAUGUAUUUACAACCUAUCUUUGAUAGUUAAGAUAUUAUAAAAUAGUUACCAUUAGAAUCAAAGAGAUUUAAGGCUGUUGAUCAGAAUUGGAAAUUGAUUAUGAUAAAUUCGAAGAAUACUUUGAAUGUAUUAAAAGUAUGUUCAGCAGAUGGAUUAUUAGAGAAAUUGACAGAGGGUUAUAAUAGUUUGGAAUAAAUUCAAAAGGAAUUAAAUAAUUAUUUAGAGAGAAAAAGAGAAAGAUUUGCUAGAUUUUAUUUCUUAUCUAAUGAUGAUUUAUUGGAAAUAUUGUCAUAGACUAAAGAACCAACUGCUGUACAACCACAUUUAAGAAAAGUGUUUGAAAAUGUUAAUUAAAUAGAAUUUGAUGGCACUAAGAAAAUUCAUGCAAUGUUUUCAGCAGAAGGAGAAAAGAUUAAUUUUGUUAAAAUCAUUGAUCCAAAUCAUAAGAAUGUAGAAGAUUGGAUGAAUGAUGUUGAAGACUAAAUGAAAUAGAGUGUUAGGGCUGCUUUACUUAAUUCUGUCCAUUAAUAUUUAGAAACUCCAAGAAUCAAAUGGGUCACUAUGCAUCCAGGAUAAUGUGUUUUAAAUGGAUCAUAAGUUCAUUGGACAAAAGAAGUUGAAACUGCUAUCAAAGGUUAAAAAGUUAAAGUAUAUUUGGAAUAGUUACAAGGUUAAUUAAAUAACUUAGUUGAUUUAGUAAGAACUAAAUUAACAAAAAUGUAAAUGGUUACAUUAAAUGCCUUGAUUGUUAUUGAUGUUCAUGCUAAGGAUGUUGUUGAUUUAUUGUAAAAAGAAAAUGUUGAAGAUGUUUCUGCAUUUGAAUGGAUAUCAUAAUUAAGAUAUUAUUGGGAAUAAGAUAAUUGUUAUGUAAAAUGUAUUUAAACAAACUUUCCUUAUGGUUAUGAAUAUUUAGGAAAUACUUUAAGAUUGGUCAUUACUCCAUUAACUGAUAAAUGUUAUAUGACAUUGAUGGGAGCAUUAAAAUUAAAUUUAGGUGGUGCACCAGCAGGACCUGCAGGUACUGGUAAAACUGAAUCAACUAAGGAUUUAGCUAAGGCUUUGGCUAAAUAAUGUGUUGUAUUUAAUUGUUCAGAUUAAAUGGAUUAUAUUAUGGUAGGUAAAUUCUUUAAAGGGUUAGCAAGUGCAGGAGCAUGGGCUUGCUUUGAUGAAUUUAAUCGUAUUAAUAUUGAAGUGUUAUCAGUUAUAGCAUAAUAAUUAUUAAUUCUUUUUGGAAAGAAGGCUGAAGGUGCAGCUUCUGCAGAUUUUGAAGGUAGUUCAAUUCGUUUGGAUCCAACCUUUUCUGUGUUUAUUACUAUGAAUCCUGGUUAUGCAGGUAGAACUGAAUUACCAGAUAAUCUAAAAGCUCUUUUUAGACCAGUAGCUAUGAUGGUUCCUGAUUAUGCUUUAAUUGGAGAAAUUAUGCUUUAUUCUUUUGGAUUUAAGAAAGGUAGAGAAUUGGCUAAAAAGAUGGUUUAUACAUUUAAAUUGAGUUCAGAAUAAUUAAGUUCUUAAGAUCAUUAUGAUUAUGGUAUGAGAGCAGUAAGAUCUGUUAUUAAUGCAGCAGGUCUAUUGAAAGCAGCUGAUCCAGAUUAAGAUGAAGAUCGAUUAUUAUUGAGAGCAUUGAUGGAUGUGAAUGUACCUAAAUUCUUAAAGGAUGAUUUACCUCUAUUUAGCAAUAUCAUUAAGGAUCUAUUUCCAGGUAUUGAAAAACCAGAGGUUGAUAUUGGAGAAUUGUUAGUGUAAAUUUAGGAAGCUUGCAAAUCAAUGAAUUUAUAAUGCACUGAAUCAUUCUUGGUUAAGAUUAAUUAAUUGUAUGAUACAAUCCAAGUUAGACAUGGAUUAAUGUUGGUAGGACCUACAGGUGGUGGUAAAACCAGUAAUUAUAAUGUAUUGGCUCGUUCCCUAUCAGCUCUUUAAACUACUUUAUAUUAUAAAGUACACACUCAUAUCUUAAAUCCAAAGUCUAUUACUAUGGGACAAUUAUAUGGUUAAUUCAAUGAAUAAACUAGAGAAUGGAAUGAUGGAAUAUUAGCUUAUACAGUAAGAGAAGUUUGUAGAGAUUAGACAUCUGAAAGACAUUGGAUUAUGUUUGACGGCCCUGUUGAUGCUAUUUGGAUUGAAUCAAUGAAUACAGUGUUGGAUGACAAUAAGAAAUUAUGUUUAAAUUCUGGAUAGAUAUUGACCUUGACUCCAUAUAUGACUAUGAUGUUUGAAGUUGAAGAUUUGGCUGUUGCUUCACCUGCAACAGUAAGUAGAUGUGGUAUGGUUUAUAUGGAGCCAGUGUCAUUGGGUUUAUAACCUCUUAUUAAAUCUUGGUUAAAUACUUUACCUCCUCAUUGUAGAGAUAGACCUAAAAUUGUAACACAAUUAAGCAUGUUAUUCGAAUAAUAUUUAGAGCCAACCUUAGAAUUUAUGAGAAGAAAUUUAAAAGAAGUAGUUGGUACUUUUAAUAAUAAUCUCACUUAAUCAUUAUGUAGAUUACUUAAUUGUUAUUUACAUUAAUAUAAAGAUACAGAAAUAAAAAAAGUUCCUAAAGAUGAUAUUGACAAUCUCGAAUAAUAAAUUGAACCAAUAUUUGCUUUUUGUUUGACAUGGAGUUUGUGUUGUACUGUGGAUUAAGAAGGAAGAGAAAAAAUUAAUACUUAUAUUAAGGAAUAAUUUAGUAAAUCUAAAGCUAAUUUUCCACAUGAGGGAUCUAUUUUUGAUUAUCUCUUUAAUGAACGUACCAAAUAAUGGUCACAUUGGGAUGAUCAAUUUAAAUCUUAUGAAGUUGAUCCAAAAUUAUCAUACUCUGAAAUAUUGAUUCCUACUACUGAUUCAACUAGAAAUAUGCAUUUAAUGAAAACACUCUUAUCCAAUAUGUAUCACUGUCUAUUUCCAGGCCCUACAGGAACAGGUAAAACAGUAAAUGCUAUGAAUUUAUUAAUCUAAAAGAUGGGAGAAGAUUAUCAAUAUAUGUCUUUAUCAUUUUCAGCAUAGACAAGUGCCAAUUAGACUUAGGAUACAAUUGAUUCAAAAUUAACAAAGAGAAGAAAAGGAUAUUAUGGUCCUCCUCCUCCAAAAAAAUGUAUUAUAUUUGUUGAUGAUCUCAAUAUGCCUAAAAAAGAGGAAUAUGGAGCAUAACCACCAAUUGAAUUAUUGAGGUAAUUUAUGGAUCAUAAAGGUUGGUAUAAUAGAAAGGAAUUAUUCUUUAUGAAUUUGUAAGACAUAAUUUUAUUGUCAGCUAUGGGUCCUCCUGGAGGUGGAAGAAGUGCUAUUACAAAUAGAUUGAUGAGACAUUAUAACAUAAUUUCAUAUACAGAAUUGGGUUAAUAAACAAUUAAAUAAAUAUUUGGAACUCUUGUAAGUUCUUUUUUGAGAAGAUUUAGUGAAGAUAUAAAAAAUUAAAUUGGUAAUUUGGUAGACACAGUAUUAUAAGUUUAUGAAAGAGUAAAAAGAGAACUCUUACCAACUCCUAAGAAGUCUCAUUAUACUUUUAACUUAAGAGAUAUAAAUAAAGUAUUUUAAGGAAUUUGUUCAGCUUCUUAGAAAUAUUGUACAGAUGCAAAAUCUAUUAUAUAAUUAUGGUUCCAUGAGAACAUGAGAGUUUUUCAUGAUAGAUUGAUUAAUACAGAAGAUAGAGAAUAUUUAAUAUCUAUUUUGGAGGAAUUAUUUGCUCGUUUUGGUUAAGAGAAAGCAAAUAUUCUAAGUUUGGAUCGUAUUAUAUUUGCAGAUUUCUAAUAAGGUAGGGAUGUAGAACCUAGACAUUACUUUUUGGUUAAUGAUUUAAAGAAGUUAUCAAAUUAGAUGUAUGAAUUCUAAUAAGAGUACAAUGCAGAUCCUUCAUUUGCUGGAUUAGGUGGUAAGAAAUCAAUGAAGUUGGUGUUAUUCUUAGAUGCUUGUGAACAUAUAUGUCGUAUAAGCAGAGUACUAAGAUAACCUUAAGGAAAUGCACUAUUAUUGGGAGUUGGAGGUAGUGGUAGAUAAUCUUUAGCAAAGAUGGCCACAUUUAUUUCAUAUUAUAGAUUGUUUUAGAUUGAAGUGAUUAAGACAUAUAAUAUGAGAUCAUGGAGAGAGGAUGUAAAGAAAGUAUUAAUGAUGGCAGGAGUAGAGAAUAGAGGAGUAUCAUUUAUUUUUGUGGAUACUUAAAUCAUUAAUGAAUAGAUGUUGGAGGAUUUGAAUUCAAUAUUGAAUUCAGGUGAUGUUACAAAUCUCUAUUAAGAAAAAGAUAUGGAAGAAAUUAUUACAUCAUGUAAAGGAGAAUGUUUGAAGAGAAACUUAUAACCAACACCUAAUAAUAUAUUUGCUUAAUAUUUAGCAAGAGUUAAGAAUAACAUUCAUUUAAUAUUAGCAAUGUCUCCAUUAAGUGAUAAAUUCCAAACACGUUUACGUAUGUUCCCUUCUCUUGUUAAUUGUUGUACUAUAGAUUGGUUUACUGAAUGGCCUGAAGAAGCUUUAGUGGGUGUAGGAAGAGGAUAGUUAACUGAAUAUUCAACUGAGUUUGGUUUUAGUGAUUAAUUAGAAAUGAUUGUUGAGAUGUGUAAGAUUAUGCAUAAAUCAGUGGAAUAAGUUUCAAUUUAAUAUUAAUAGUAAUUACGUCGUUAUAAUUAUGUUACUCCAACAAGUUUCUUAGAAUUAAUCACUAUGUUUAAGACAGUAAAUAAUGAAAAGAAAAAUGAACUUAAAUUUUAAAUUAAUCGUCUUAAAAGUGGUUUAGAUAAACUUAUUGCUGCAAAUGAGGCAGUAUCUGAAAUGUAAAUUUAACUUAAAGAUAUGUAACCUAAAUUAGAGGAAGCAGCUAUAGAAACUGAAAAAGUCAUGGCAAGAUUGGAAGUAGAUAAAAAAGAAGCAGAUGAGACUUAAAAGAUUGUAUCAGUUGAAGAAGCAGAGGCUCAAAUAGAAACUAAAAAAGCUAAUGAAAUUAAGAGAGAAGCAGAAGAGUCAGUGGCUGAGGCUAAUCGAAUUUUGGAAACAACUUUGAUUGAAGUAUAAAAAUUGAAAAAAGAACAUUUAGUUGAAGUUAAAUCAUUACCAAAUCCACCUAGAGCUGCUAUUAUUACUCUUGGAGGUUGUGUCAUUUUAUUAUAGGAUUUCAUUAAAGAAUAAGGUGGAGAAAUAUAAAUGAUGAAGGAUGAAACAGGUAUGAAGAAAAUUGAAGAUUAUUUCACCACAGCCAAGAAGUAUUUACUUAAUGAUACUAAAACACUCUUAGAUUAAUUAUUAGAUUAUAAGAGAGAUAAUAUUAAUUAAGCUUACAUUAGAAAAUUAGAAUAAAAAAUUAUUGGUGAUCCUGAUUUCAAAUUAGAAAGAGCUAAUACUUGCAGUUUAGCCAUCAAAUAUAUGUACAGUUGGUGUCAAGCCAUGUAUGAUUACAAUAAAAUCUUCUUGAAUACUCAACCAUUAAGAGAUAAAUUAGCAUAAGCUCAAUAGAUUGUAGAUUAAAAGUAAGCUUUACUUAAAGUGAAAAAGGAAUAAUUAGAUGCAGUAAAUUCUAAAAUCAAAAGAUUACAAGAAGAAUUUGAUGAAAAAGUUAAACUCAAAGAAGAUUUAUCAAAAAAGAUCUAAGAAUGUGAAAUUAAAUUAGUUAGAGCUUAAAAAUUAACAAGUGGAUUAUCUGAUGAAAAAACUAGAUGGACAGCUGAUGUUGAUAAAUUACAAUUAUAGGAACCUCUAAUACCAGGUAAUUCUUUGUUGUCAGCUGCUAUGCUUGCUUAUGCAGGACCAUUUGUCUCUAGUUAUAGAUAAGGAUUGGAAAAUAAGUGGAGAAAGAAUCUAAUUGAAUUAUAAAUCAAACACACUGAAAAUAUAUCAAUGGUACAAUUUUUGGGAGUGCCUGUUAAAAUAUAAUCAUGGAACAUUGCAGGAUUACCUAAGGAUGAUACAUCUAUAGAAAAUGGUAUCAUUAUUGAUAAAAGCAGAAGAUAUCCUUUGAUGAUAGAUCCUUAAAAUUAGGCAAAUAAGUUUAUUAAAAAUAUGGGUAAGGAACAUGCUGAAGGUAUUGAAGUAUUGAAGGUUAAUGACCCAAAUCUUAUGAGAACUCUUGAAUUGGCUGUAUAAUUCGGUAAAUAGGUUCUAAUUGAAAAUGUAGGAAAGGAUUUAGAUCCUUCCUUUGAUCCUAUUCUUCUAUAACAAAUUGUUAAAAGUGGUUCAUCUCUUACAAUUACUUUGGGUGAAAAAACAUUAUCAUUUAAUGAUAAAUUUAAAUUCUUUCUUACUACUACGAUACCCAAUCCUCAUUAUCCUCCUGAGACAUUUGUUAAGGUAACAAUUAUUAAUUUUGCUAUCACUCCAAGUGGAUUAGAAGAUCAAAUGUUAGCAUUAAUUGUAGCUCUUGAAAAUCCUUAAUUAGAAGCUAAUAAAGUUUAAAUAGUGAGAAAGAAUGCUGAAGAUAAGAAAUAAUUAUUAUUAAUAGAAGAUGACAUUCUUAAAUCUCUUUCUGAAGGUGCUAAUGAUAUCAAUGAAGUAUUAAUGGAUGAGACACUUAUUAAUAAAUUAUAAAACAGUAAGAAAUUCGCAGCAGAAAUCAAUUAAAGAGUGGCUGAUUCAAAAAUAACAGAAGAACAAAUAGAUUAAGCAAGAGAGGGUUAUAGACCAGUUGCAUUUAGAGCAUCAUAAUUGUUCUUCUGUAUUGUAGAUUUAUCAGGAAUUGACCCAAUGUAUUAAUACUCAUUAUAAUGGUUUAUGAAUUUAUUCUCUAUGGGAGUUGAGAAUGCUCCAGCAGCAAAAGAACAUGAAGUAAGAUUGACAAAUCUAAAUGACUAUUUCACUUUCAGUUUAUAUGAAAAUGUGUGUAGAUCACUUUUUGAGAAACAUAAAUUACUUUUCUCUUUGAUGUUAACUAUAAAGAUUCUUUAAGGGUACAAGUAAUUAAAUGAAGAGGAAUGGAGAUACUUAUUAACAGGACCAAUGGGUGAUAUCAAAAUAAAACAGAAUCCAACUAAAUGGAUAGCUGAAAACACAUGGCCAGAUAUGUAUAGAUAAAUUUAUGGAAUGUCAUAAUUAUCAGCUUUUAAGGGAUUUGAAGAAUUUUGGAUAACUAAUGCUGAAUUAUUUAAGCCACAUUAUGAUUCAACUGAACCCCAAGUAAUGUAAUUACCUGGAGAAUGGAAUUCUAAAUUAGAUGAAUUCUAAAAAUUAAUCUUUAUAAAAUCUUUCCGUCCUGACAAAGUAAUACCAUGUGUAUAGAAUUUCAUAUCUCAUAAAAUUGGAAAACAAUUCAUUGUUCCACCUCUAUUUGAUUUAGCCAAAUGUUAUAAGGAUUCAACAAUGUAAACUCCUUUGAUAUUUGUAUUAUCUCCUGGUUCUGAUCCUGUGGCUGACUUUUUAAAAUUUGCAGAAGAGAAAGAAAUGCUUAAAAGAUAUGAAUAGAUUUCAUUGGGAUAAGGUUAAGGUCCAAAAGCUGAAAAAAUGAUCAGAGCAGCUAGAUAAAAAGGAGGAUGGGUUCUUUUAUAGAAUUGUCAUUUAGCAGCAUCAUGGAUGAAUGAAUUGGAACGUAUUUGUGAAGAUAUAGAUGAGAGUGCAAGUAAAGAUUAUAGAUUAUGGUUAACCAGUAUGCCAACUAAUUCAUUUCCAAUAUCUGUAUUAUAGAAUGGUGUUAAGAUGACAUUAGAACCACCUUCAGGAUUGAGAAGCAAUUUGUUAAGAUCUUAUGCUCGUUUAGAUGAUAAUGAAUUAUAAAGUGGAUGUAAGAAACCAGAAAUAUUUAAGAAAUUAAUAUUUGGAUUCUGUUUCUUCCAUGCUAUUAUACAAGAUAGACGUAAAUUUGGUCCAAUUGGUUGGAAUAUUGCAUAUGAAUUCACUAAUGAAGAUUUGAAUGUAUGCAAGAGAUAAUUGGUUAUGUUAUUAGAUGAAUAUGAGGAAGUCCCUUAUAAAGUCUUAAAUUAUUUGGGUAGUGAGAUUAAUUAUGGAGGUAGAGUAACAGAUGAUAAAGAUGUUAGAUUAAUCAAAACCAUUUUAAGAACCUACAUUAAAAAAGAAGCAUUAAUUGAUAAUUUCUCUUUUUCUAAAAGUGGUACUUACUAUUCACCUCCUUCUGGAUUGUAGGUUGAUUACACGAAUUACAUUGGAAGUCUACCCUUAAAUCCUGCUCCAGAAGUCUUUGGAUUACAUGAAAAUGCAGAUAUUACUAAUGCUCAAAAUUAAACCAUUAUGCUUCUAGAAACUAUUCUUUCUGUUCAACCCAGAACUAGUUCAUCAGCUGGAAAAACUCGAGAAGAAUAGAUAGAGGAUUUAGCUAAUUUUGUAUAAGGAAAAACCCCACCAGUUUUUGAUUAUGAUGGAAUUUUCAUCAAAUAUCCAACUGAUUAUUAAGAAAGUAUGAAUACAGUGUUGGUUUAAGAAGUCUUGAGAUAUAAUAGAUUAUUAGAAGUAAUGAUUGAAUCAUUGAUUAAUGUUAAAAAGGCAUUGAAGGGAUUGGUUGUGAUGUCUGAAGAUUUAGAGAAAUUGUCUAAUUCUUUAUAUGAUAACUAAGUACCUAAAAUGUGGGCAGAAAAGGGUUUCUUAUCAUUAAAACCAUUGGCUUCAUGGACUUAAGAUUUAAAUGAUAGAGUAGCAUUUCUAUAGAAAUGGGUAGAUGGAGGAACUCCAGCAACAUUUUGGUUUUCAGGAUUCUUUUUCCCAUAAGCAUUUAUUGCAGGUAUCACUUAAAAUUAUGCUCGUAAACAUGUAAUUGCUGUUGAUCUUGUAUCAUUUGAAUAUUAAGUCAGAGAUGAUUUAGAAAUUUCUAAAAUUUUAGAUAAACCUAGUGAUGGUUGUUAUGUAUAUGGAUGUUAUUUAGAAGGAUGUAAAUGGGAUUCAUAAAAACAUGUACUAUCUGAAUCCACUCCCAAAGAAUUAUUUAGUGAUUUACCAGCUGUCUAGUUGAUACCCAAAAACAAUAGAGUAAUUCCUAAAACUGGAAUUUAUAAUUGUCCUUUGUAAUAUUAUAAUUUUUAUAGUUUAGAUACAAAGUAGUGUCAAGAGCAGGAACUCUCUCAACAACAGGACAUUCUACAAACUUUGUAAUGUGGUUAGAAUUCGCAUCAGAUCAAGAAGAGGAUAUUUGGAUAAAGGCAGGAGUGGCAGCCUUCCUUGCCCUCAGAUAUUGA
Molecule: messenger RNA, 12592 nt
Organism: Paramecium pentaurelia
Lineage: Eukaryota; Ciliophora; Oligohymenophorea; Peniculida; Parameciidae
Source: the annotation of a GenBank genome assembly